This is a messenger RNA of Theobroma umbraticum, 591 nucleotides long. Its product is annotated as B3 domain-containing protein At2g33720-like. Lineage: Eukaryota; Viridiplantae; Streptophyta; Magnoliopsida; Malvales; Malvaceae. The record is from RefSeq and is a predicted model, not a curated record. Gene Ontology annotation, molecular function: DNA binding.
AUGGAUUCAGAGCCCAUUGUUACUUUGGUUUUGUUCCCUCUAACCAGGCAAGAAGAAAAAUAUGCGGUCGCUGGAGAGAGUACUAGCUAUGAACCUCAAAGAAAAGAAAACUGCAGGGAGAGUCAACAUGAUGUGAACACCUGCCAGGAACCGGAGAUUGGAGGUCUUUCUUUGGAACUAAUUAAAGUUGACAGAGAAGAAGCCAAAAUGUUAGAGUUGACUGAAUUGAGGCAGGGCCUUGAUCCUUACUGCAUUAGAAAGACGCUUACUGGAAGCGAUCUUGGCAACAUGUCUAGGCUCAUGCUGGCAGCAGAGGGCAUAGAAUCUCAUGUUUUCCCAUUCUGGAAUGCUGAUCAGCUUGCAAAAAUUAAGGAAGGGUUGUCAGUGUCUGUGUGGGAUGGUGAUACACAGACUGAACAUGAGCUGGUUUUCAAACGGUGGAACAAGAGGGCCAACGUGCUUAUCAAGAAUUGGGUCAAGGACUUCGUAAGGAGGAGGGAACUGAAGCUGGGGGAUGAAAUUGGCCUUUACUGGGACACAUGCAAUUCAAGAUUCCAAUUUGCUGUCCUCAACCGAGUUGCAAGGAAUUAA